This is a messenger RNA of Xenopus tropicalis (tropical clawed frog), 1296 nucleotides long. RefSeq names its product ring finger protein 5 (gene rnf5). The record is from RefSeq and is marked provisional. NCBI's taxonomy places the organism in Eukaryota, Metazoa, Chordata, Amphibia, Anura, Pipidae. Gene Ontology annotation, biological process: protein ubiquitination; ubiquitin-dependent protein catabolic process. The transcript has 6 exons. Gene Ontology annotation, molecular function: ubiquitin protein ligase activity; metal ion binding. Bases 14 to 520 code for a protein of 168 amino acids. Gene Ontology annotation, cellular component: endomembrane system; membrane; endoplasmic reticulum.
UUGAUCGGUUGCCAUGGCGGCGGCUGCUGGCAGCCCCGGUGCGGCUUAUGAGUGUAAUAUCUGCUUGGAGACAGCGCGGGAACCUGUUGUCAGCGUGUGUGGGCAUUUGUACUGCUGGCCUUGUCUGCAUCAGUGGUUGGAGACCCGACCGGAUCGCCAAGAAUGCCCUGUUUGUAAGGCCGGUAUAAGCAGAGAGAAGGUUAUUCCUAUUUACGGCAGAGGAGACAGUAACCAGAAGGACCCAAGAUUGAAGACUCCUCCCAGACCACAGGGACAGAGACCAGAGCCAGAGAACAGAGCAGGAGGAGGAGUUCCAGGUUUUACAGACACAGGAUUCCACAUGUCUUUCGGCAUUGGAGCUUUCCCUUUUGGCUUUUUUACCACAGUCUUUAAUACUAAUGAUCUUCACUCUGCUCCGCGUGCAGAUACGGGACUCCCACAAAGUAGAUUUUUUGGAUUGCCAGACUCCCUCUUCCUCAUCAUUGCCGCCUUCUUUUUUCUCUGGUUGAUCAGUGUGUAAGGACUGGGUGGUUUGCUUCUGCUAGCUCAUCAGCUGGAAGGUUAAGCUCUCUUUACCCUGAAAUGCUUCUGUUUCCACUCGCUGCAUCCCCUACUUUGGGAACGGUUUCACCACUAAUAACACUCCAGGCCAUAUAUGAACAUAAAUACUUCUUUACAAGUGUAUUCUGUUAAAUAACUUUCACUAGGCACUUUAAAUAUGGCCAUUUAAGCAUAUUGUUUUGUUUUGUACAGAAAGGCAAUUUGCCUCAAUAGUUCCCUUUAUAUAUCUUGAAAACUUAAUGAAAGCAAUUGAAUUCUUGUUGACAAAUUACUCCAUGGUAAAUGUCUAGACUUUUACUGGACACAGUUGUAGUCCAAUUCUCCAAAAGUUGUUGUUUUGGUUUUUUUUUUUGUUAUUUCUUUCAUGUAACCUGUUGGAUUUAGCCCUUAACAAUGGGAUGGUUUUAAGAUCUGCACUAAACAUUUUUUAAAAAGUUGUGGAGCUAGACUUCUAACUUGUGUAACCAAUUGUACUAUGGCAUCUCUAAAAAUGACUUCAUGCCGAUUUAAAGUUAGAGAACAGCGAGAAUAUUUGUGCAGGAUUACUCUAUAGAAAACAUUUCUUGGUUUCUGCAGGGAAUUCCAGUGGUGCAUACUUCUAGGUAAGAUGCACAAAUGAACCAUACAGAAUUUUUGGAAGGCUGGGGGAGCUUAAAAUGACUCUGGCCUAUGCAAAGGCUACAAUGCUUAUCUCUGUACUUAAAGAUGUUUUAUCAGUAAAUGAAUGAGUCUUUA